Molecule: messenger RNA, 6215 nt
Organism: Eucalyptus grandis
Lineage: Eukaryota; Viridiplantae; Streptophyta; Magnoliopsida; Myrtales; Myrtaceae
Product: DDB1- and CUL4-associated factor homolog 1
Biological process (GO): protein ubiquitination
Cellular component (GO): nucleus; Cul4-RING E3 ubiquitin ligase complex
Molecular function (GO): protein binding
Source: RefSeq, a predicted model, not a curated record
GACCCCAGCACCAUCACCAGUCACCACCACCACCUUCUCCUCCUCCGUCUUCUCCUCCUUUUUCUCUCUCUCUCUCAACCCCUGCAAAUACCUCGUAAGCCCGCCCCCUCCCCCUAUCAAACCCGGUGGAAAACGCAACGAUACAACACGACGCCGCGCCCCCCGCAAUUCCAUCCCAGUAGAGCGCUCUCGAGAGAGUCCCGGCGCGCGCAGCCCGAUCGAGAAGGAGCGACCGCCGCCAUGGAAGAACCGACGAGGCAGCCCGCCGCGGCGGAGGAGGCGCGGAACGAGGAGGAGGAGGCGGUGGCCAAGGCUCAGAGCCUCAUGGACAGGGUCACCGCUUCUCCCGACAAUCCCAGCCCUGCCCUCCUCCACGCUCUCUCCUCUCUCCUCGAGACCCACGAGUGCCGAUACUUGGAACGAAGUGAUCAGUCCUCCAAUAAUGCUCGCUCCACUCACACCAUUGGGCGCCUCGGCAACCUACUCCGCGACAACGAUGAAUUCUUCGAUUUGGUGUCUUCCAAGUACCUCUGUGAAAAUACCUUCUCCACCUCAGUCCAGGCAGCUGCUGCUAGGCUUCUUCUGGCCUGUUCGCUCACUUGGGUGUAUCCCCAUGUUUUUGAAGAUGAUGCUUUGGAGAACAUAAAACGCUGGGUGAUUGAUGAGCCGGCUGACGAUUCUAAGUUCAAGUUUGAUGCUGGUAGAAGGGAGGCCUCGGACAAUGAUAUGUUGAGGACCUAUGCCACCGGACUUCUUGCACUCUCUUUGUCCAAUGGUGGUCCAUUGGUGGAGGAUGUGUUGACUUGUGGACUGUCUGCCAAGCUUAUGCAUUAUCUUCGUGUACGGGUCCUUGGAGAUGCUGGACAGAGAGAUACUACUCAUCUGGCAGAGAGCAAAAGUACUUCUGUGUUGAAUUCUGUUAGAGGUAGAGAAGAAAGUCGGGGGAGAGUGCGGCAGGUUGUGGAAGUGCCGCAUUCAGAGGAUGUCAGGCUGCCAGAUGAGAGAUGCUUGGAGGAUCAAGCUUCUGAAAGGGACCAGGAUGGAGGCAGUGGUUGGCAAGCAUGUGGAGAAGAUAGCCGAAUUGCUAGGGAACCACUUGAUAGUCUGGUCAAUGAGAAGUCAAAAUCUGGAGAUCUUGAUGAAAGUGGUAGGGAUGAAUCUUCAAGGCGUAGAACACAUCGUGGAUGGGCAAAAUCGAGAGGGAAGGGGAGGGUUGGUGAAGGAGCGGUGGAGAAUGAACAAGUCUUGACCUCUCCAGGAUCGGGUACUCGGUUAGGUGUUGGGAGGAGUAUUAAAGACAAGAGCUCCUCAAGACAUGUUGAUGUGAAAAAAGUACCUGAUACCCGGAAAUUAGCAACUCGAGGUGCUGAUGGUUUGUCCUCAGAAAGAGAUGAUCUUAUGGAGCUAAUUGGAGAUUGCAAAGUUGGUAGUCGAGAUAUCUCUGAUCUUGUGAAGGCAGCAGUCAGAGCAGCAGAAGCUGAAGCGAGAGAAGCAAAUGCACCUGAAGAAGCCAUUAAGGCAGCCGCUGCCGCCGCUGCUGAAGUCGUCAAAAGUGCAGCUUUGGAGGCACUUAAUACCAAAAAUGAUGAAGAAGCUGCAGUUUCAGCGGCUUCAAGAGCUGCAUCUACAGUUGUUGAUGCUGCUCGUGCUGUAGAAGCCUCCAGGAAAUCUAUCACCGUUGUGGUUGAAUCGACUGAUCAAGGUGGUAUGGACGUAAUAGAUGAAGAUGUUGAAUACUUUAUUCCUGACAUGGAGUCCUUGGCACAGCUGCGAGAAAAGUACUGCAUCCAGUGCCUAGAACUUUUGGGAGAAUAUGUUGAGGUUCUUGGGCCUGUAUUGCAUGAGAAGGGUGUUGAUGUCUGUCUUGCGUUGCUUCAGAGGAGCUCCAAAUAUAAAGAGCCUUCGAAGAUUGCGGUGCUUUGCCCUGAUGUGAUGAAGUUAAUAUGUGCUUUGGCAGCUCAUCGGAAAUUUGCAGCCCUGUUUGUGGACAGGGGUGGCAUGCAAAAACUCCUUUCUAUUCCUAGAAUUGCUCAAACCUUCUUUGGUCUUUCCUUUUGCUUGUUUACUAUUGGUUCGAUUCAGGGCAUUAUGGCAGUAUGUGCCCUUCCUUCAGAUGUUGUGCGCCAAGUUGUUGAGUUAGCCAUUCAGCUUCUAGAAUGCCCCCAGGAUCCGAUGGCACGAAAGAAUGCAGCCUUGUUUUUUGCUGCUGCUUUUGUUUUCAGAGCGGUCCUUGAUGCUUUUGAUGCUCUGGAUGGUUUACAAAAAAUACUAGGUGUCUUAAAUGAUGCAGCCUCAGUAAGAUCUGGAGUUAAUUCCAUAUCACUAGGACUCUCCGGUUCAAGUUCACUUCGGAAUGACAGGUCACCUCCAGAAGUGCUUACGUCAUCCGAGAAGCAGAUAGCUUAUCACACAUGUGUUGCUUUACGGCAAUAUUUUAGGGCACAUCUACUGUUGAUUGUGGAUUCAAUUCGUCCAUCUAAGACUAACCGCAAUGCUCCCCGGAAUAUUUCGAGCAUGAGGGCAGCCUACAAACCCCUUGACAUUAGUAAUGAGGCUAUGGAUGCUGUAUUCCUACAAUUGCAGAAGGAUCGGAAGUUGGGUCCUGCUUUUGUGAGAACACGGUGGCCAGCAGUUGAUAAGUUCUUAGCCUGUAAUGGACAUUUGACCAUGUUAGAAUUGUGUCAGGCCCCACCGGUUGAGCGCUAUUUGCACGACUUGCUUCAAUAUGCCUUGGGUGUUCUGCACAUUGUUACACUAGUACCUCAAAGUCGUAAAAUGAUAGUGAAUGCUACAUUGAGCAAUGAACGUGUUGGCAUUGCAGUUGUAUUGGAUGCUGCAAAUAUUGCUAGUACUUAUGUCGAUCCAGAGAUCAUACAGCCUGCUUUGAAUGUGCUAAUUAAUCUCGUGUGCCCUCCGCCUUCAAUUAGCAAUAGACCUCCUAUGCUUGCACAAGGUCAGCAGUCUGCUGCUUCCCAAAGCUCCAAUGCCCUUGCCAUGGAAUCUAGAGAUAGAAAUGCAGACCGCAGUAUCACGGAUCGGAUUGCUUCUGUGGCCAUCCAGAAUGAUUUAAGGGAUCGGAAUGGUGAAUCUAGUGGGGUUGAUAGAGGUUGCACAACGUCAUCUGGGACUCAAUCUAGCACAGCUCCUUUGACACCUGUUUCUGCAUCAACUUCAGGAUUGGUUGGAGAUCGUAGAAUAUCUUUAGGUGCUGGAGCAGGUUCUGCCGGUCUUGCUGCCCAGCUGGAGCAAGGAUAUCGUCAAGCAAGAGACGCUGUCCGUGCUAAUAAUGGCAUAAAGGUCCUUCUGCAUCUCCUCCAGCCACGAAUAUACUCACCUCCUGUUGCUCUUGACUGCAUACGUGCUCUGGCUUGUCGUGUUCUACUUGGUUUAGCCAGAGAUGAUACGAUUGCACACAUAUUAACAAAGCUCCAGGUUGGGAAAAAACUGUCAGAGCUCAUUCGAGAUUCUGGAAGCCAGACACUUGGGAAUGAGCAGGGUAGGUGGCAAGCUGAACUAGCCCAGGUCGCCAUUGAACUAAUAGGGAUUGUGACAAAUUCAGGGCGUGCUAGUACGUUGGCAGCUACAGAUGCUGCAACCCCUACCUUGAGGCGCAUAGAACGAGCAGCUAUUGCCGCUGCCACUCCUAUUACUUACCACUCCAGGGAACUUUUACUCCUUAUCCUUGAACAUCUGCAAGCGUGUGGUUUGGGUGGGAGUGCUGCUAUGCUGCAGAAAGAGGCUCAACUGACUCCUCUCCCAUCGACUGUGGUCCCAGCAUCUCUUUCAUAUACAGCAGGCACCCAAGAAUCUGCCUCUGUACAGUUUCAGUGGCCAUGUGGUCGCACCCCACGUGGAUUUCUAUCUGAAAAGUUAAGAUUCUCUGAACAUAAUGAUAUUUCCAGAUUGAGAUGUGACUCAGCAGGAUCUUCAAUACGGAAGAAACCGCUGGUUUUCUCACCUAGUUUUGGUUCACAAUCAAGGCAGCUGUCUUUCCAUGAUGGGAGUUCACAACUUAAUAAGAAGCUAUCCAGUGUCAUAAAACCACCUGCACAAGUAAUUGUACGUGAAACUCCAUCGGAAGCUAUGGGGAAAUCUUUUGUAGAUACUGAUCCCCAGUGUAAGACUCCUAUCAUUUUGCCAAUGAAGAGGAAACACCAUGAGAUAAAAGAUAGUGGCUUUGCAAUACCUGGGAAGAGGUUACAAACUGCUGAGCAUGGGCUGUGCUCCCCUGCUUGUGUAACACCUCAUUCCUUCCGUAGAAAUGGUACAUCAACUGAUCCCUCUGGGUUUUCCACACCAAACUCAACUAACAGGGACUUACAUGACCGAUCAACAUGUCUUUUAUCUGAUGUGGAUGACAGUCCAUAUGUUAAUUGUCAAACAGGUCACAUGACUUUCACUGACCAUGGGUUACUGAAUGAUCCCCAUUCUAGCAAUAACAUGGAGAGGUUAACUCUGGAUUCUCUGGUUGUUCAAUAUCUGAAGCACCAGCAUCGGCAGUGUCCUGCUCCAAUUACUACUCUUCCACCUCUCUCACUCUUACACCCACAUGUUUGCCCUGAACCAAAGCGGAGUCUUGAUGCUCCAUCAAAUGUAACAGCGCGUCUUGGCACACGGGAGUUCAGAAGUGUGUAUGGUGGAGUCCUUGGAAAUCGCAAAGAUCGUCAAUUUGUUUUCAGUAGAUUUAGACCAUGGCGAACAUGCCGAGAUGACAAUAGUGGUCUCUUGACUUGCAUAGCUUUUCUUGGGAACUCUUCUCAUAUUGCAGCUGGUAGCCAUGGUGGAGAGCUCAAAGUCUUUGACACCAAUACCAAUAGUGUCCUAGACAGCUGCACAAGCCACCAGCCUCCUUUGGUGCUUGUUCAGUCACAUGUCUCAGGCGAUACACAGCUGCUGCUCUCAUCAAGUAUUCAGGAUGUUCGCUUGUGGGAUGCCUCUUCUAUAGGGAAUGGACCAUUACAUCCAUUUGAAGGGUGCAAGGCUGCUAGGUUUAGCAAUUCUGGGAGCCAUUUUGCUGCAUUAUCAUCAGAUUUAAGCAAUAGAGAGAUUCUCUUGUAUGAUAUCCAGACCUAUCAGAUGGAGCUAAAAUUGUCGGACACAACUUUUGGUUCUUCAGGUCGGGCGCAUAUGUAUUCUCAGAUACACUUCAGUCCAUCAGAUACAAUGUUGCUCUGGAAUGGUGUAUUAUGGGAUCGGCGAGUUUCUGGCCCUGUUCAUCGAUUCGAUCAAUUCACAGACUAUGGGGGUGGUGGCUUUCAUCCUGCUGGCAAUGAGGUCAUAAUAAACUCUGAGGUGUGGGAUCUACGGAAAUUCAGACUGCUCCGGAGUGUUCCUUCCCUGGAUCAAACAGCAAUAACAUUUAAUGCACGUGGUGACGUAAUUUAUGCAAUCUUGAGGAGAAACCUUGAGGAUGUAAUGUCUGCUGUUCAUACUCGUCGUGCCAAGCAUCCUCUUUUUGCAGCAUUUCGCACAGUUGAUGCGGUCAACUAUGCUGACAUUGCAACUAUUCCAGUAGAUCGCUGCGUCCUUGACUUUGCAACAGAACCGACGGAUUCAUUUGUGGGGUUGAUCACAAUGGAUGAUCAAGAAGAGAUGUUAUCUUCUGCGAGGGUCUAUGAGAUUGGUCGACGGAGGCCGACGGACGACGACUCUGAUCCUGAUGAUGCUGAGAGCGGGGAAGAUGAGGAAGAAGAUGACGACGAUGCUGAUGUAGAUCCUAUAUUGGGCUCGGGUCUAGAUGGUGAUAGUGAUAGUGACCCUGAUAAUAUGAGCAAUGACGAUGAUAGUGCGAGUGAUCUUGAUGACGAUGAUGAGGAAGAUGGGGAUUUUAUAAUGGAUGGUUUUGACUUUGAUGGUGGAACUGGAUUAUUGGAAAUUGUGACAGAGGGAGAUGACGACGACGAUGAUGGAAGUCAGCUGGUUGAAUCUUUCAGUAGUGAUGAUGAAGAGGAUAUCGUGCGCAAUGGCUUUGGCUUCUAAUUGUUGCCAAACCUUGCUGUAAAACAUUUUCCAUAUGUUUAGAUAGUAUGAUUUUUUUUUUCUUUCGGUUGAAGUAGCUGAAAGGCGGAGGAGGGAUUUUGUUUUUGAUAUUAUUCGGAUAGGUGAGGGUGAAUGAAUUAUGUAAGUAUUCAGUAUCUCAUGCAAAAUACCGACCUAUCCAUCACGAGUCUGAAUUAUUUCAAAACAUGAAAAGAUUAAUUGCAAUUCUCUUGUUA